AAUAAUGUAUAACCAUGCUCAACUUUGGCGAUUCUGAACAAAAUUGGCCCUAACUCCUAAUAAAUUGCUUGAAGUGGAAAUAACCUAGUUUUAUUAUCUUGUUCUUCUCUUCUCACACCAUACUGCUAGAGCUUGAAUUGCAAAAAUGUUUCAAAACAACAAAACUUCAACUUCUGAUCCAUGCACAGGGAGGCUUCUCGAAUUCUUCGAAAUCUGCAUCAAUCAACUCUUAUAUCUCAACAAAAUUUAUCCAAAUGGAGUAUUUACCAAGAAACAAAAAUAUGGUGUCCCUAUUAAUUCAUGUGACCAUCCCCUGCUAAGAGACUAUGUAAAAAAAUGUCUGCUGACAGCACAAGAUUUGUUGAAAAAUGGAGAACUGAGUAAAUUAGUCGUAGUUUUUAUUUCUCAAGAUGGAAAACCGCUGAGGAGGAUUUGCUUUGACCUAGAAAGAGUACAGCUGCAGGCAGCGAUGUGCAAAGACAACUUGACUAGGCUCGAACUUCAGCUCAGAGAUGCUCUCUUGAGACUUUCAGUUUGUGAUAGGCAGCUGCCUCCAAUACCUGAAGGAUGCACUUUUAAAAUUUUACUCGAAACCUCCGAAGAUAGUUACUUAAAAAUGUGCCAAAGCUGUUCAACAAAGGCCCAGUAUGAAUUUCUAUGGGUGCAAUCCAAAGAAAGAAGCCAUGAAAAUUAUCUCGUUCCCAUUUCAUCAGUCGAAUGCGCUAAUUGUGACUUCCAAAUUUUUGCUCAAGAAGAAAAGAAAGACUCAGAUAUGCUUUCAACUUCAGAUUUCCCGAAUAUUGAAGCCGGUGGGAGCACGGUCUUGUCUGAUGUAUCAGAAGAGUAUUAGCUUUUUUGUGAAUAAAAAACAUAAUUAUUUUUU
Molecule: messenger RNA, 883 nt
Organism: Cloeon dipterum
Lineage: Eukaryota; Metazoa; Arthropoda; Insecta; Ephemeroptera; Baetidae
Gene: PolZ2
Product: DNA polymerase zeta subunit 2
Exons: 5
Coding region: 146-850 (234 amino acids)
Cellular component (GO): zeta DNA polymerase complex
Source: RefSeq, a predicted model, not a curated record